AUGCGUCCGUGGUAUCAUUCCGGGACCGGCCUGCUCUUGGCGCUGUUCACGACGACAAGCGUGACCGCUGCCGUCUCAUCAGAGACACUUGCUGCGUGCGUGAAGCUCUUUGAGGCCUACCCAAAGCAGCUGGUCUGGGAUCCGCUUGGUCCCAAGGGCAUAGCUACGGUCUUGAAUGCGAGCAUCUACCAGUCGGCUAACACCGAGUACUGGAAUGCCGAGAGCUCCAACAACCGUGCUGCUUGCCUGUUCCUGCCCGGCAAUGCCCACGAUGUCUCGUUCGCGGUCAAGACCCUCAAUGCGCACCCGACUGUGGCGUUCGCGCUGAAGAGCGGUGGCCACAAUCCCAAUCUGGGCUUCUCCAGUGUCGACGAGGGCGUUCUCAUCUCCUUCCGGCCCAAUUCGCAGUACGCCAUCCCCGCGGCGGACCAGGAGACUGUCGAGGUCGGUGCUGGUGCAAAAUGGGAGGACGUCUACGCUGUGCUGCAGCCGCUGAACAAAGCGGCAGUGGGUGGCCGCCUGGGUGAUAUCGGCGUCACUGGCUUUACCAUUGGAGGCGGCCUUUCAUAUCUCUCAUCUCAAUAUGGGAUGGCUUGCGACAAUGUGGUCAAUUUCGAAUGUGUUCUGGCUAAUGGCACCAUCGUCAAUGCCAAUGCCACCUCUCAUCCGGAACUGUUCUUCGCCCUUCGUGGAGGUGGAAACCAAUAUGCCGUAAUCACCAAGAUGACUCUCAAGACUCACAACAUCGGUACUGAGGGCAUGGUCUGGGGCGGCACCCGCUUCUACACCGCCGAUAAGCAUCCCGCUGUUCUCUCUGCCGUUUCGAACUUCACCGCCAACAACAAGGACCCAAAGGCAGCCCUGAUUCCUACGUUCAACUUUAUUGGAGCCGCCGGGAUCGACGUUCCAGCUAUCGUUGUCUUCUAUUUCUAUGACGCAGCGCAGCCAGCGGCUGGUAUCUUCGAUGAACUGGACGCGAUUCAUGAGCUAUCAGACGGUGUGAAGACUCUCACGUACGAAGACUUGACCAAAGAGAACAACUCUGGCAAGAUUGAGGUCCUGCGCUUCCAGAUCCGAAUGAACACCUUCCCCAACAUGCCGAUGCCGAAGAUGUCAACAUUCCUGAACGACCACUUCACUACUGUCGAGAAGGCAACCGCGACUGGUUCCUUGCUUGACCCUCUCGACCUCAGGCUGUUCACCUUUACCGUCCAGCCCAUGUCUCAUUUGAUUGCUCAGGCCUCUCAAAACGCAGGCAGCAACGCCCUCGGGCUUGAUCCCACUGCGGGCGAUCGGGUGUGGAUGGAGUACGAUAUCGCAUGGCUAAGCCCGUUAUGCGAUGAGCAUUGCCCAGGCUUUGUUCGCACAAUCUCUGAUUCGCUUCACAAUAUGCAUGAAAAGAACUACCCAGGAGUCUAUCCGACCAACUACAAGAGCGGCAACCUGAAGGAUGUCAGUUACAAGCCAAUCUUCAUGAACGACGCCAUGUAUGACCAGAGAGUGCUCCAAAGCUAUGGGGAGGAGACAUACCAGCGACUAAAGGCGACACAUUCGGCGUAUGACCUAGCCGGUUUCUUUGCUACGAGGCAGAAAGGAUUUGGGUUCACAAAUUGA
Messenger RNA from Thyridium curvatum, 1614 nucleotides. RefSeq lists its product as uncharacterized. The record is from RefSeq and is a predicted model, not a curated record. The coding region runs from base 1 to 1614 and encodes 537 amino acids. Lineage: Eukaryota; Fungi; Ascomycota; Sordariomycetes; Thyridiales; Thyridiaceae. The transcript is spliced from 2 exons. Gene Ontology annotation, molecular function: FAD binding.